ACUGAGAAAAAUGAUAUGGCUUAUAUUUAAUAAAUGAUUAUUUGACCGAUAUUUAUUUAUAGUAAUCUCAGUAAGCCAAUAACAAGUAUAUCUGAUUUCCAUCAAAGAAAUCAACAAAUAUGAGUUAUUUUUAGUUAAUAACAAAUUUAUUCAGGCCAAAUUUAUUUAGACCAAAUAUUAUUCAUUCCAUGCAAAUAAAUGAUUAUUAGAAAUAUUUAAUUCAAAGUAUAUAUUUCAGUGAAAUAUACAUUCGUUAAUAGUUAACAUAUUUAUUUGUCUACUCCACUCAUUCUUUAUACUUGUCGAAUCUUGUCUUUCGCUAUCGACCAAUAGGACGAAUCGCGGCGCCCUGCAUGACCGUAUUUGCGCAGGUCUGAAGGGUCCGCAGUGCGGUACUGCGUACUCCACAGGAGAAGAGUUCAGUACACAUACUUUCUUUUCGUAGUUCGAAGUAGUAUUACUAUUAUUUAUUAUAGACUAAGAUCAGAAUAUCUAUAUCACGCAAUCAUAAUAUUUAUAUGUAUUAGUUGUGACUGUGAAUCUGAAGAUAUCAAGGCAUAAGUAUACCGAAUAUGGAAAACUUUUUGGAGGAAGGAGGAUUGAUGCAUCUUAAAGAAUCUCUGGAGGAAAAUGGAAUAGAUUCAAUUGACCUAAUAACACAACUUGUACAGGAUAAAUCGUUCGAAGAGACAGUGCCUCGAUUGGGAGAUCGAUUGAAGAUAAAAAGGAAACUAUCCCUUUCUCAAAAGACUUGUUAUGAUGAGGUAACAGACCAAAUUUCUACGAAGAAAAUCAUAAUAGACGUUCCGGAUAUCCAUGCAACCCCAUCUGAAGUACAGUCGUUACGCAGUACUUCCUCGAUUGAUUUGGAUUUCACAUCUACACCGAUUGUGUUCAACAUUACACCUACACCUGUGUUGUCCAGUAUUAUAAUUGGAGAUAAUACAUUCCACUUGGAGCAAUUGUUGCAGAAUUCACUCAUGGGUAGGGCUAUUAUCGAACUCUAUAGAACGAACGGACAAUUAUCAACAACUUGUCAAUCUUAUUUGGUGGAGUUAAUCGUUCAACAUUUGAUAAACAUCCAACCUUUCAGGAGACUAACGAAUGAGGACUUUAGAAGACUAUCGAAACAUAUUGUCGAACUAUUUCCUGGUGAAUUACACCAAGUAUAUUUCACCUCUCCAAUAAAAAAAAGAAAUUCCAAAGAUAACAAAAGUGGGGUGGCGAGGGGCAAACUUGUUGACAAAUAUAGGAAUAGGCUGACAUUCCUAAGAAAAUCAGGAAUCAUUUCUGCUAAAUAUACAGAUAAAGAAGAGAUUAAUACACCUGAACCUAAUGAAAGAAAUCUUGAAGAUGAUGACUUCGAAGAAGAUUUGGUUUGGCUGAUACAUAACAGGGAACCCUGGGGAGAAGUGAUAAAUAAAUGGUCUCAGACCUUUGAAUAUAGGAAACAACUCAUCAGGCAGGAUAUAGAGUUUCAGGAGAUUUUACAGAAAUUUCCCAUUAUCAAAAAUCCCCUAGGAUACACUUUAAUUGACAUUGAUUUCAAAAGGACAUUCCAACCACAGUAUCAAUUAAUUUUUAAAAAAUUCGAGCCUAUCUUCCACAAGCUUUUGGAGUUGAAGAAGAAAAACUUGAAUCAUGGUGAUUUACUGAUUGUAGAUCUCAUUCAAUCGGAAAAAAUUAAUGUUGAAAGUCGUCAUUACUACAUGCUUACCUUAUUGGCUUCCCUUUUACCACAAAAAUCAUAUGGAAAGAAGGGCAACAUAUGGCACCCUAGAAUAACGGACAGCGUGAAGGGUGUUAUAGUACAUAUUAAGAUUCCUGCUGAAAUCGAGGACACAAUUAAUAGCAAGAGGAAAUUUCUAUCCAAGUACAACCUUCCUCUACUUCCUUUUGUGAUUAUACAAGGGCCAUCCAUUUCAGAAAUUGAAAAUGUUUAUGUUGUCUACAAUGAUAUCAUUUAUCGUUGCGAUGGGGUACUGAAAGCAAUUGAUAUAUGUUUUCAGAUUAUACAUAUUUUCAACUUAAGAUACCCUUAUGAAAGCGAGAACAUAUGGAUGUUUAUUCAAAUAGGUAUGUACAACCUAAACACUCCUUAUGAUAAGAUACCCAAUAUUUUGGAUCUUGUCAACAAAUGUUCAUAGAAAUUCAAAGUUCUUCAAAUACUGGUUGCGUCAAUCUUUUAAUUUUAGCUCACUCGAUCAACUUUUGUUUUCAAUAAUGGUAUUAUGUAAAGAAUGUGGCAAGAAGCUUGCUGAUAAUAAUUCUUAUCUCAUUCACAUUUCAACAAUUCAUAGAUUUUUGAGUAACUUUUCAUGUGGCCAACAGGAUUGUCCAAGGAAGUUCAAUACUUUAUCAUCUUUGAAAAAACAUACACAAAAAUUUCACUCAGAGAAAAAUGUGGCCAAAAAUAAAAAUUCUGAAUCUAAAUCCUCUUCUAAUAAUUCUUUCCAUUAUGACAAUGAGGUUUUAUAUGAUGAAUGUCCAGAACUGUCCGAAAAUUCUCCUAAUAUUGUAGAAACUAUUUUGCAAGAUACAUUUGAAUUGCAAAUGUUAACUUUUGUGAAUAAACUAUAUUCUCAUCCUGCCAUCAAUAGAUCUGUUGUUCAUGACAUUAUAGGCACUACUUCUGAGCUGAUCAAUAACAUAUUCUCAAAUAUCCUUUUAAAAAUUGAAGAUUUACCAAAUCUGCAAGGUCAUUCAUCCUAUAAUGAAAUUAUCUCAGCGCUAUCAACGGAUAUUUUCAAAUCUUGUAAAUCAGAGUAUAAACGGUUUCAACUUUUGGCAAAACAUAAUUUAUAUUUCAAACCAGAAGAGUAUUUCAUUGGCUACCUCCCUGAAAGUAGAACCUCAUCUAUUGCUAGUACAUCACAAGUACUCACAAAACAAUGUAAAGGCGUAAUUAUAUCUCUCAGAAAAAUUCUUAAAAAAUAUUUAGAAACCCCUGGUGUUCUUCAAUACAUGUUGGAUUAUAUCAAAAAUGAAGAAGAGGUUUCUGAUUAUAUGAGCAGCAUGUUUAAUUGUAGCUUAUGGAAAUUUAUAAAAAAUAAAAUGGGGAAUAAAACGAUACUUCCUUUAUAUUUAUAUUAUGAUGAUUUUGAGACUGGAAAUGUUUUAGGAACCCAAGCAGGAGUUCACAAAUUAGGGGGAGUUUAUGUGUCGUUUGCUUGUAUGGGGCCAGAAUUUGCAUCAAGAUUAGAAAGUAUAUUUUUGUGGGGAAUAUUUUACUCGUCAGAUCGUGUUACUUUUGGCAAUGAGGCUGUUUUCAAAGUCUUCUUAGAUGAAUUGAAAUUCUUGGAAACUGUUGGCAUAAAUGUAAAUAACAAACAAAUUUUCUUUGUUGUACCAGUUUUUUUAGGCGAUAACUUGGGAGUUAAUUCAAUUCUAGGCUUUCAUGAGAGUUUUUCAUCGAACAAUUUUUGUCGUGCAUGUUUUUCUCAUAAAAAUGAAACAAAAUUUAUGACUAGAGAAAAUAAGAAUAGUUUGAGAAAUGAAGAUAAUUAUAACAUACAUAUUGAAGAGAACAGUCAUGGAAUAAAAAGUUCUUGUAUGUGGAAUGAAUUAUCUUAUUACCAUGUCACUAAAAAUUUGCACUUUGAUAUAAUGCAUGACUUGUACGAAGGCAUUUGUCGUUACGAUUUCGGUAGAAUUUUGAAAUUUUUCAUAAAAGAGAAAAUUUUCACUCUGGAAACCCUUAAUAGAAGAAUCAAAUACUUUAAUCAUUCAUCUGUAGAUGUAGGUAAUAAAAUUCCAUUAAUU
Messenger RNA from Harmonia axyridis, 3762 nucleotides. RefSeq lists its product as uncharacterized. Lineage: Eukaryota; Metazoa; Arthropoda; Insecta; Coleoptera; Coccinellidae. Bases 573 to 2147 code for a protein of 524 amino acids. The transcript has 7 exons. The record is from RefSeq and is a predicted model, not a curated record.